AUGGAGCAAUCACUGACCCCUCCUCUGUCUAGACCGCGCCAGCUUGAAGAACGUUCCUCUCCCCGCUCUCCCCUGCGACCGAGCCCCUCAACUCCCUACAUCUCGACUCACCAGCAACUGUCGAGGUCGCCCGCCAAUCGUUCGACUUCAGACUUUUCACAGUCCCGUCAGCAGAACACAUCAAGGCCGCCUUCGUCGAGGCGAUUCUUCAGCCCGUCAACUCCGAACUUCGGGUUCCUCAGCUCGUCUGCUAGUCCUUCCAGCCCAACCUUGCAACCUCCGCAAGCUCAGCCAGAGUCAGUAUCGUUCGCCAGCCCAUCAACUCCGAGCCUUCUAGUGCCGCGACAGCAGCAACCAUCAAGCACAUUCUCAAGUCCCACUAGCCCAAACUUCUUCUCUGUAGAGCCACCAUUCGGCAGUCGCUCAACUCCCAACUUGCGCCGCAACCUCGACGGAAAGAAGAGCUUCGCCGAAAAGUUCAAGGGCGGUGUCAAGAGCCUCUUUCGCCGUGACAAGCACAAGUCAGUAUCGAAGACGCUAAUUGGUUCACCCCAAGGCUUUCAGCACAUCAGUAGCAACUCACCUAUUUCACAUCGCACUGUAGCUGGACCCAAGUACGAGCAUUCAAUUCAAAAUCAAGAUAUGUCGUCGCCUACUCAGCAGUCUGGACCUAGUCCCAACAACGAGAGCCCCGUCAAUGAAGAUAUGGCCCUCACAUCAGCAGCAGUUUCGUGUCUGGAUCCGAGGCUGAUGACUCUGACUAUGAAGAGAUGCCCGGCACUUGGUCCAAUGCCCGGAGCUAAGUACGAGUUCGCGGCUUUCCGUUGA
Parastagonospora nodorum SN15 is the source of this 828-nucleotide messenger RNA. RefSeq lists its product as hypothetical. Lineage: Eukaryota; Fungi; Ascomycota; Dothideomycetes; Pleosporales; Phaeosphaeriaceae. The transcript is spliced from 3 exons. The record is from RefSeq and is a predicted model, not a curated record. The coding region runs from base 1 to 828 and encodes 275 amino acids.